CUAUAUACAGAAUACGGACUUGCUAUGUGUUAAUUAGAAUUUCUUAGUAUUGAAGGAAUACGCAACUGAAACUUAAUGAAUUAGAUCACUCGCGAAUAAAACGAUAGAAUACGACUGUAGGACCCUCGCCCGAGGUCCGCACCUCCUUCUUACACGCUUCCUUCUUCAUCCCUCCCACCACAGAACGCUCACGCUAACAGGACUGGUCGAGUGAGACAAGAGGGGGCUACGUAUGUACUGAACGAGAACUAUAGCAAGCAACGAAGCAUCUUUCGAAUAAAGCAAUCGUCGAAAACUAUUUGUGGUGCCGGUUCUUGUCAAUCAACAAACAGGUGCUUUUCGUCUUCGAAAUUUCUCUCCCUGGCUACGCUGUCCCAUCCCUGGAAACUGCGGAACAAACAGUUCAUGCUCACCUUUCCCGCAGAAUGAUGCCACGCUCGCUCACAGUUCUUCAGCAGCUCCUCCUGGUCAUCCUCCUGCAUCCAGCGGUCCUACCCGAAGCUCAUCGGGUCCGAAAGCGUCAGACGCCCUGUCCACAAAUUUGUGACACGGCACGCUGUCCUCCACUUCCCGAGCACUGCUACUACGGGGAGGUGAAGGACGACUGCGGCUGUUGUGACAUCUGCGGCGCGGGAGAGGGAGACCUGUGCGGCGGGCGCGGCGCCGGAGUAUGCGGUGACGGUCUGCGCUGCGUUUACCCGCCUGGCAAGCGCCGACAUCGGGGCACGUGCGUGUGCCACUCCAACGAGCCGGUGUGCGGCAGCGACGGGCGGACAUACCCGAACUUAUGCCGCUUGAGGGCGGAGAACAAGAGGGCACAGCUGAACAACACACCGCCCGUUCUCCUCAUCCAGAAGAGCCGGUGCGAUUCGGGACCUCAGAAUCCAGACAGCCUACGAAACAGGUUCAACUUUAUUGCAGAUGUAGUGGACAAGAUAGCCCUGGCUGUGGUGCACCUGGAGCUAUUUCGCAGAUUGCCAUUCAGCAACCGUGAAGUGCCAGUGUCAAGCGGUUCUGGAUUUAUUGUGUCUGAGGAGGGCUGGAUUGUAACAAACGCUCAUGUGCUCUCAAACAAGCAGAGAAUUAAAGUGGAGUUGAAGAAUGGAGCCCAGUAUAAUGCCAAAGUCAAAGAUGUGGACCAGAAAUUGGAUAUAGCUCUGAUAAAAAUUGAGACAGAUAGUCCCCUGCCUGUUCUACUUCUAGGCCGUUCAGCUGACCUGCGCCCUGGAGAAUUUGUCGUAGCCGUUGGCAGCCCCUUCUCACUGCAGAAUACAGUUACAACAGGCAUUGUUAGCACAACUCAGCGGGGCGGCAAAGAGUUGGGGCUGAAGGACUCGGACAUGGAGUACAUCCAGACGGAUGCCAUCAUUAAUUACGGAAAUUCUGGAGGGCCCCUCGUAAACCUGGAUGGUGAAGUCAUUGGUAUCAAUACCUUGAAAGUAACAGCUGGUAUAUCAUUUGCAAUCCCAGCGGAUAAGAUCCGACAGUUCCUGGCUGAAUCUUAUGACAGGCAAAUCAAAGGAAAGACUCUUUCAAAAAAGAGAUACAUGGGUGUGAGGAUGCUUCAGCUUUCUCCAAACUUAAUCAGAGAACUAAAGGAUCGUGAUAAGGAUUUUCCAGAUGUGACCUCUGGCAUUUAUGUAUUUGAAGUAAUUCCAGGGACUGCUGCUGCAAGUGCUGGCAUGAAGGACCAUGAUGUCAUUAUCAGCAUCAACAGCCAGCCUGUUACCACUACAGAAGAUGUCAGUGAAGCAGUGCAGUCAGACAGCACUCUAGCUGUGGUGGUGCGACGUGGGAAUGAGGACGUUAUACUCACAGUUGUCCCAGACGAGAUAGAUUAAAAGCAAUUCUUUUGCCUUGUUAAUCAUGCUAGUGCCUCAAAUAUUUGUCACACACAAUAUAGUAACAGAUAUGGUGACCAAAUGGAGUUGGUAGUGAAAGAAACAUUGUGCAUCAGAAGGAAGCAAAGAACUUCAAAAGAAAAGCACAUGUAUUCUACUUGUAAACAUCUAGUAUUACAUGAAAAAUAAAGUUUAUAAUUGACAUUUUUCUACCAAACUCCUUACGUGGAUUAAUCAUUAAAACACUGACAGCCCAGCAGUUAUGGCCCAGGAGGAGCUUUGAGGAGCCGACUGCUUUCAAUAUAAAUGAAUAAAGGAAGGCAAGGACUUGAAAACAUUGAUUUUUUUGUAUAUGGGUGCCUGAUUGAGUGAUGAAGGCAUACCUGCUCAUAAAACUAGCAUUUUGUAUGCAACUCUGUCCAAAAAAUCUGCAAACUAAAUGUGGACUUUAAUACAGUUUUUUGAAAUGUUACCAUAGAAAGAAAUGCAUCCUUUAAAGUUGCUUAUUUUCUGCAGUACAUUAGAGGUUAAGAUGAAUGUAAUAAAACAGAAGAUAUUUUUGUUCUUCCCAUUCCCUCUGGCUGUAAAAUGAUGAGAUUUUUAAGUAAAUUUCUUAAAAUGGAAAUUCACAAAAACAAAAUUCUCUAAAAUUCAAGCCUGAGUGUUUUCAGAGCACACGAUUCAGUGCAUUUGGAAGAGACUCUGAAGUUUAAAAAGGUGUUAAACACAGACCUGAACAUUUAGUCCAAGACGGAAAAAAUAAAAACAAA
Messenger RNA from Erpetoichthys calabaricus (reedfish), 2611 nucleotides. It is a transcript of the gene htra4, whose product is annotated as HtrA serine peptidase 4. The coding region runs from base 426 to 1841 and encodes 471 amino acids. Gene Ontology annotation, molecular function: protein binding; serine-type endopeptidase activity. Gene Ontology annotation, cellular component: extracellular region. Lineage: Eukaryota; Metazoa; Chordata; Cladistia; Polypteriformes; Polypteridae. The record is from RefSeq and is a predicted model, not a curated record. The transcript has 9 exons. Gene Ontology annotation, biological process: programmed cell death; proteolysis; positive regulation of apoptotic process.